AUGAUCGACCCUAAGGCUGAGGAGCUUGGCUGGACUAUCUCGAAAGAUGAUGACGAGAAUCUCAUCACGUUCAUAACACCAAAGUUCAGCGGUGCGGACCUCGCAGAAAACCCCAAAGUCAUCUCAGCCACAAAGGAACCUUAUUGGAAACCCCACGGCGGCCUCGAAGAACUUGAAGCUCUCGUCGAUCUGUGGAAAAACUCAUUCAAUGAGGGCGAGCAGUAUCCUGCCUUGGAGUGUCUCGGGCGGCCGACCAAUGCUGAGCUCGUUAAGUGGGUUCUCAGCUACCUACUCACCGACGCCGUCAAGAACCACGGCAUGUUCUACCUCAUUUGGCUGGCUGGCGGAACGGCUCAAGGAUCGAUUGAGCUUUGGGAGUGGGCUCAGGAGAAUUUGGAGAGGAUUGAGAAAGAGGUUCUGGUUGACAUCGCGUCUUUGUUCCUUGGGACUGCACUCGAGGGUCUGCAUACCCAGGAGCAGAUUGAGGAUGUCAAAGCGUUUUUUUGCCGGGCGCGAUACGAAGAGUCACCAUAUGGUCCUUGA
Molecule: messenger RNA, 543 nt
Organism: Fusarium fujikuroi IMI 58289
Lineage: Eukaryota; Fungi; Ascomycota; Sordariomycetes; Hypocreales; Nectriaceae
Exons: 4
Coding region: 1-543 (180 amino acids)
Source: RefSeq, a predicted model, not a curated record